This is a messenger RNA of Pleurotus ostreatus (oyster mushroom), 2964 nucleotides long. RefSeq lists its product as uncharacterized. The coding region runs from base 1 to 2964 and encodes 987 amino acids. The record is from RefSeq and is a predicted model, not a curated record. Gene Ontology annotation, biological process: glutathione metabolic process. The transcript is spliced from 16 exons. Gene Ontology annotation, molecular function: 5-oxoprolinase (ATP-hydrolyzing) activity. Gene Ontology annotation, cellular component: cytosol. Lineage: Eukaryota; Fungi; Basidiomycota; Agaricomycetes; Agaricales; Pleurotaceae.
AUGAUGAAGUACCGUAUCGGAGUGGAUGUUGGAGGAACGAACACGGACGGCGUCCUUAUCGAUCCAACUCGCGCAGCCGAACAGAGCCGUGGCGUUCUGGCAUUCCAUAAAGUUCCCACUACGGUAAACGUAUCGGAGGGCAUUGAAGCAGCUAUCCGACAAGUUCUCCACUCGAGUGCUUCAGAUCCGUCAGAAGUUGCAUGCGUAAGCAUUGGUACCACGGCGUUCAUCAACGCCGUGCUAGAAGCUGAUCCUCGAAGACUGUGCAAGGUAGCAGUAAUUCGGAUAUGUGGACCAUAUACUCGACAGGCGCCGCCGUUUCUCGAUUUUCCAAGGCGAUUGAAGCGACUGAUGGAUGGGCACAUUGGUUACAUUGAUGGUGGUAUUGAAAUUGAUGGACGGCCGAUAGUACCAAUAUCCGAAGAGCAAAUACAGGGACAGUGUGAAAUCAUCAAAUCAAAGGGCUUGUCCAACAUAGUACUCUCGGGUGUAUUUUCUCCUUUAGAUAAUGGCGGCACCAACGAGUACGCUGUGCGAGACACUAUUGUCCGAAUACUGGGACCCGCCGUCAACGUGGUAUGCUCUCGCGACGUCGGUCAACUCGGUUUGAUUGAACGCGAGAACGCGUCUAUUCUCAAUGCGUCUAUCCUCACUUAUGCCCAACGUACGAUAAGAGGCUUUUCUCGCGCCAUGCUCGCCCUCAAUAUCGCUGCGCCUGUAUAUAUUACGCAAAACGAUGGCAGUCUCACAACCGCAGCAAAGGCGGCUAAACUUCCUAUCAGAACCUUCGCGUCCGGCCCUACCAACAGCAUGCGCGGCGCUUCGUUCCUCGCCGGGCUUGAUCAUCAACGAGGCGUGGGUCAGCCAGCGAUUGUUAUUGACGUAGGCGGGACAACUACUGAUAUCGGGGUCCUCCUGCCCACGGGUUAUCCUCGACAGGCGGCUUCGUAUAUCGAGAUCGCCGGAGUUCGCACUAAUUUUGCAAUGGCUGACGUUCAAUCCAUCGCUUUGGGAGGUGGCUCGAAAAUACGUCAGGCUGAUUCCGGAGCGAUUGUCGUUGGACCCGAUUCUGUUGGUCAUCAGAUACAGUCGGAGGGGAUGGUUUUUGGCGGGAACAUACUGACUACAACCGAUAUCAUCGUUGCUGCCGGAAAGGCGAGGGUAGGGGAUCCAUCGACAGUGUCCCAUCUGGAUCGUACUCUCGUCGAGAAGAGCAUAGCUACUAUCAACAAGCAUCUGGAACGUAUAAUUGAUAGGAUGAAAGUGUCUCCCGAGGACAUCAAUGUUUUGCUAGUUGGUGGAGGUGGCAUCAUUGCGCCUGACAAGUUAAGCGGGGUAUCACAGAUAAUUCGCCCCCCAUUCUUCGAUGUUGCCAAUGCUGUUGGAGCAGCUAUGGCCAAAGUAUCCUACGAAAUUGACACCAUCGUCGAAAUAAAGCAAAAGCCGUUACCCGAGAUCAUGGACAAGCUGAAAUCGUUAGCGAUCGAGAGUGCAAUCGCAGCAGGUGCCGAACCAUCAUCUACACGAAUUGUCGAGGUUAACAAUCUCCCGGUGAACUAUGUCACCAAUCAGUCAACUCGCGUUAUCAUCAAAGCAGCUGGUGACUUAUCCCCUUCCCCCACUCACAUCCUAGACGCUGUGGAAUCCGAGCGCCGUUAUGGAGAUGAGGUGCUGGACAACGGCACCGAACCUAUUAACGAACAUUUAGAAGCCCCUGAAGCCCCUGUCGAUGUGAACACAUAUCGCCCAACUAUUCGGGCUGACAAGGUCUGGGUCUUGUCAGAGAUUGAUCUUGAGUGGAUUGGGGAAGGAUGCAAUAUACUUGGAGCUGGUGGCGGUGGUCCUUCCUACCCAGCGUUUCUAAUGGUAAGGCAACUGCUUCGUGAAGGGAAAUCGAUACUGGUGGUUGACGCCGAAAAUGUGCCAGAAGACGCGUUAUUCGCUAGAUGCUGCUUCAUGGGUUCGCCUAGUGUUUCGAGCGAACGCAUUCAAGGUGGCGUCGAGAUCCCCGCCGCGAUGCAAGCGUUGAAACAAUUCAUGGGCUUCGAUGAUUUCUUCGGGACAAUCAGUGACGAGAUAGGGGGAGGAAAUGGCAUCCAGCCGUUAAUCAUGUCGGGAAUGUUGGGUAAAGUCACGAUAGAUGCCGAUCUUAUGGGAAGAGCCUAUCCACACAUGUGGCAAUCUCUUCCCGGAGUUUUUGGUAUUGAGAAUGGGCUGUUCCCCGUGGCACUUGCCGAUGGGGUCGGCAAUGCUCUAGUCAUGGGCCGAGCAAGAGAUGGAUCAGCAGUCGAAACAGUCCUCCGCGGUGCUUGCACGGAGAUGGGAAGCAAAGCUGCAGUAACAUUCCCCCCUCUGACACGCCUGACUUGUCAGAAAUACGGUGUUGCACACACGGUGUCACAGGCCUGGAGAAUGGGACGCGCCGUAGCUCUUCGUCGCCAACAAAGUAACAUACGAGACGUAGUCGCUGGACUUUUAGAGCUCCAGAAUGGGGCAUGCUUAUUCACUGGUAAGAUUGUGGAUGUCCGAAGGGAGGUGCGCAAAGGCUUUACGUGGGGCGAGGUAGUGAUUGCUCCGUUGUCCAACGAUGAACUUGAAUACACUGGUGCUAUUUCCACGCACCAAAUCACUUACGGCGCCGACGCUAGAUUGAUCGUCCCUUUCCAGAACGAGAAUAUCUACGCGUACGUUGAGACAUCUGGAUCUGAAGCGAAGGAGAUAGUCGCGGUUGUCCCGGAUCUGAUCACUGUCCUUGAUUCUCAGAAAGGUGUUGCAUUGGGGACCCCCGACUAUCGAUAUGGUCUGCGUGUCACGGUCAUAGCUCUCGCCGGAGAUGAAAAAUGGUCAAAAACUGAGGCGGGGCUGAAUGGAGGGGGUCCAAAGGCGUUUGGUCUGGACGAUAUUCUGUAUAAAUCCGUAGGGGAGUACAAAGAGCCGCGGGGCGUGAUCGAAGAGUACGCGUAA